CCUUAUGCCGGUCAAGCAGGUCAAGGUCGGCGCCCGCCAAGUGCAAGAGAUGAUCGUGUACGUGAGCACGUGCCAAGAGCCACAGACGGACAAGUUUACGACGCGCGUCUCCAAGCUAGCGACCAUCGAGACGCUUCAGGCCUUCCUCGUCGAGCAGUGGCGCAUCGCCAAGCACCGACUCGCUAGCGUUCCGAUCUCGGAGCACAUUUUCAGUUUCCAGGGACGCAUCAUGCGUCACGACGCCCACCUCGACAUUUACUACGUUGGGAACGGCGACACGAUCUUUCUGCGUCUGCCGGGCCAUGGCCCCGUGACGACUCCGUGGGCCAUGUCAACCAGCGAACUCCGGGAAGCGCUUCAAGACCGCCGCACGUACCGUCCGAAUCUGCUGCCCGAGCAGCUCAUGUACCAGCUCCAACAUCUUUUACAGCGCGAGAGUCGACUGGAGCGGCUUCAAAAAGCCACAAAGCGUGGCGCCACCGAUGACGUCAAGCGCAUCACGCAAGAGCUGCGCGAGCUCGACGCGGAAGAAGCGGCGCACGCAGUCGCGGCGAGCGCGGCCCCGCUAUCGCGCCCAGCGUCGAUCAAGUGGCCGCACCCGCCAAGUCUCCGGCGCACGGUCUUCUUCUCUCUCUCGGCCCUCGAGCGCAGCUACCAGUCGAUUCCGCGGGACGUGUUUGAGCCCGGCCUCUUCCUGCUGGACGCGCGCCGCGACUGGGUCUUUGGAAAGCACAGCAGCCUCCAGAAAGAGAGCUUCGACUACAAGUACAUGGCGUACGGAAAGGAUUUUUUGGACAUGCUCGUCUUCAAGGAAGAGGCCAACCUCGUCUUUUGGUUCCAACCGGACCACAGCCUCGCAGCGCUCUCGGCGUUUGUUUCCAACCUCGUUGACCCGUCGACCAUGCGCAAGUACGAGCCAUUGAUGCUCGAAGCGCCCAAGUGGCUCGCGCUCGGCGGCCACAACGGCUGGGAAGGCAAGCCGCGACGCGACGGCCGAAGAGUCCAAGCCCACCUCAAACCGGUCUUCACGCCGAGCGUCCAGCGCAUUGUAACCAACUUGGCGUCCGAGAGCUUUGACGUCGUCGCGAUCAAGGAGAUGCUCGUGCAGGCCAACCCGAGUCUCUUGUUUGCCAGCGACUAG
Messenger RNA from Saprolegnia parasitica CBS 223.65, 1141 nucleotides. RefSeq lists its product as hypothetical. Bases 5 to 1141 code for a protein of 378 amino acids. Lineage: Eukaryota; Oomycota; Saprolegniomycetes; Saprolegniales; Saprolegniaceae. The transcript is spliced from 5 exons. Gene Ontology annotation, molecular function: protein binding. The record is from RefSeq and is a predicted model, not a curated record.